This is a messenger RNA of Sclerotinia sclerotiorum 1980 UF-70, 1389 nucleotides long. RefSeq lists its product as hypothetical. Gene Ontology annotation, molecular function: mannan endo-1,6-alpha-mannosidase activity. The transcript has 5 exons. Lineage: Eukaryota; Fungi; Ascomycota; Leotiomycetes; Helotiales; Sclerotiniaceae. Bases 1 to 1389 code for a protein of 462 amino acids. The record is from RefSeq and is a predicted model, not a curated record. Gene Ontology annotation, biological process: fungal-type cell wall biogenesis; carbohydrate catabolic process.
AUGCUUUCCACUUUCGCUUUGACAGCUACAACAGCGGUUCUAUUCGGUUCCUUGGCGGUUAAUGCUGAGAUUCAAUUAGAUAUAAAUGAUGAUACUUCAAUAAAGAAUGCGGCUGCUACAAUCGCAUACGAUAUGAUGACAUAUUAUAAGGGAAAUCAAUCAGGAGGAAUACCUGGAGUUUUACCUGGACCUCCACCAAAUCCUACUUGGGGCUACUAUUGGUGGGAAUCUGGUGCAAUGUGGGGGUCUCUUAUCGAUUAUUGGUAUUAUACUGGGGAUUCAUCUUAUAAUGAUGAUGCCAUGGCGGGGAUUCAAUGGCAGACUGGGGCAAAUAAUGAUAUGAUGCCUGCGAAUUGGUCACAGUCUAUGGGAAAUGAUGAUCAAGGUUUUUGGGGAAUGACAGCUAUGAGUGCAGCGGAAUCGAAAUUCCCGGAUCCUCCUGCUGGGAGACCUGGUUGGUUGGCUUUAGCUCAAGCGGUUUUCAAUACUCAAGCUGUGAGAAUUGAUAAUGCUACUUGUGGUGGAGGUUUACGUUGGCAAGUGUAUCCAUAUCUUACAGGAUACGAUUAUAAGAACUCGAUCGCAAAUGGAUGUUUCUUCAAUAUUGGGGCGAGACUCGCGAGAUAUACAAACAACGAAACAUACGCUCGGUAUGCUGAAGAAACAUGGAAUUGGGUCACAAAUGUUGGAUACAUGGAUAAGGAAUAUAAUAUUUAUGAUGGUGCUCACAUUGAAAAGAAUUGUACGGAUAUUAAUAAGGUUCAAUUCUCUUAUAAUUCGGGGGUUUAUUUACUUGGUGCAGCAACCAUGUACAAUUAUACGAAUGGCUCAGACAUUUGGAGAGAACGUGUUGAUGGACUUCUCAAUGCUACCUUUAGGAACUUCUUUCCCACUGGUGACAUCGCCUACGAAAUCGCAUGCGAAGCAAAGCUUUCAUGUACAACUGAUAUGUUUUCCUUUAAAGCAUAUCUCACCCGCUGGUUAGCCGCAACGACAAAAAUGGUACCUUACACUUAUGAAAAGAUUAUGCCAUAUCUAAAGGCAUCUGCAAUUGCAGCUGCACAACAAUGUUCAGGUCCAAGCCCAUUCAAUGGUAGAACAUGUGGAUUAAGUUGGAGUAAAGGAACUGAUUGGGAUGGAACCUCUGGAGUAGGACAACAAAUGGCUGCCAUGAGUGUGAUAUUUGCAAAUUUGGUUCAGCAAACUUUAGCUCCGGUUACGAAUAGUACGGGAGGAACAAGUGUGGGAAAUCCUGCGGCAGGAAGUGGUAGUACGAGUAGUUUGGAUCCGGUCUCACCACCAAAUACGGGGGAUAGAGUGGGCGCCGGAAUUGUUACUACAGUUGUGCUUUUGGGAAUGACGGGGAUGUUUGCGUGGAUGAGUUUCUAG